AAAAAAAAAAAAACUAAUUGUUCUGGCAUUUAAUUAUUUUCUUCACAAAACCAGUAAUAUACAGUGUAUAUUCCAUCUUUAUAACUCUUAAAUUUAUCAACCAAAAAAAAAAGGAGAGGGCAAUAAUGUCAUCAUCUGAUUCAAUCAAGUUGCAGCCUCCAAGUAAUGGCAAACUCAUCACCAUUCUCAGCGUUGAUGGAGGUGGCAUUAGGGGAUUAAUUCCUGCAACUAUUCUUGAAUAUCUUGAAUCUCAACUCCAGGAAUUGGAUGGUGAGGAUGCAAGACUUGCAGAUUAUUUUGAUAUAAUUGCAGGAACAAGCACGGGUGGUCUUGUCACAGCUAUGCUAACAGCGCCAAACAAAGACAAACGUCCUCUGUUUGCUGCUAAAGACAUAAAGCCCUUUUAUCUUGAGCAUGGCCCUAAGAUAUUCCCACAAAAUAAUAUGAUACUGAUUGGAUCAAUAAUGAAGGGAUGGCAAUUUCUAACAGGACCAAAGUAUAAUGGGAAGUAUCUUCAUCAAGUCAUACAAGAGAAAUUAGGAGAGACUCAUUUGCAUGAGACAUUGACUAAUGUGGUUAUUCCAACUUUUGAUAUCAAAAAUAUGCAGCCUACAAUUUUCUCCACUUUUGAGGCCAAAGGAAGUCCAUUAAUGGAUGCUAAGCUAUCAGAUAUAUGCAUUGGCACAUCUGCUGCUCCAACGUAUCUUCCUGCACAUCAUUUUCAGACCCAAGACAAAGAUGGCAAAUUUCAUGACUUCAAUCUUAUUGAUGGUGCUAUCGCAGCUAACAAUCCAACACUUAUUGCUACAAGCGAAGUGACCAAACAAAUACUCGAACAAAACCCAUAUUUCCACGAAAUGAAGCACCCUGGUUAUGGGAAUUUUUUGGUGAUCUCCAUAGGGACUGGAUCAGCAAAAUUGGAACAUAAAUUUGAUGCUAAAAUUGCCUCAAAAUGGGGUAUAUUAGGAUGGCUAAAAGAUGGAAGCUCAAAUCCAAUUAUUGAUGCAUUUGCUGAUGGUAGUGAUGACAUGGUUGAUUAUCAUAUUUCUGUUAUUUUCCAAUCUGUUUGUUCUCAAAAACAAUACCUUCGUAUUCAGGAUGAUACAUUAAGCGGAACAGACUCCUCUGUUGACAUAUCAACCAAAGAGAAUAUGAAUAAAUUGGUUCAAAUUGGAGAAACUUUAUUGAAGAAACCAAUUUCAAGGGUAAAUCUGAAGACUGGUCGUUUUGAAGAAUGUAAAAAGGGGAGAACAAAUGAAGAAGCUUUGAAAGAGUUUGCAAAGUUGCUUUCCGAAGAAAAAAGAAUCAGGAAUUCCAAGCCACCUACUACAAAUAAAUCGUAGAAAUGAAAUCAUGAUAUAAAAUAUAUGGGUUCUAGGCUUUAUGAUUUGAAAUUGUAAUUCAACUUCUAUAUUCUAGCUUUGGAUUGUUGGACCAGUGUAAUAAUAUUCAAAUAGUGUGUUAUGCAAAAAUACUUCAUAAUAUAUGAAAAUAUGUAAAAUUAUUGUUACAUCUUUGGUUAUAUAUAUUAUAAGGGCAAAAAGCAUUAAAAUUUCUUGA
Solanum dulcamara is the source of this 1560-nucleotide messenger RNA. Its product is annotated as patatin-like protein 2. The record is from RefSeq and is a predicted model, not a curated record. The coding region runs from base 126 to 1343 and encodes 405 amino acids. Gene Ontology annotation, molecular function: glycerophospholipase activity; monoacylglycerol lipase activity. Lineage: Eukaryota; Viridiplantae; Streptophyta; Magnoliopsida; Solanales; Solanaceae. Gene Ontology annotation, biological process: lipid metabolic process. The transcript is spliced from 7 exons.